AUGUUGAUAACUGUGAGGCAAAUUUCUUCUUCUCUUUGCUCCACCACAUCUCUAACACACAGCUCCGUGUCGAAUAAGCAUUCUUUUUGUGCCAAGCCCAGCAAAUAUGCCCUCCACAAAAAUUGCAAGAAACCCAUUUGCAGGGCCACUUUCACCGUCUCCCCAAAGAGCACAAAGCGCAGCCACAAAGAGAGUCAUGAGAGUUCUGUAUUUGAUCCACUGGGUAUCUGUCCUGAUGGAUUAUCGAAUUUAACAACUGCAUGGGAAAGUGCUCUCGAAUACUUUUCGCCAACACUUAGGAGUUCCUCAGGCACCAGAAAAGAGAAAUCUUCUUCCUCGCGAGGAGUGGCAGCUGCCAUUGAAGAUACCAGCAUCGAUAUCGGGGAUUUCUUCAAAGGCCCACUGCCCGGAAAAUUUCUCAAGCUUUUGGGCUUUUUGGCCUUGUCACGACUCGGAAUAUACGUACCCCUAGGUGGUGUGAAUCGGGAGGCUUUUGUUGGUAAUCUUGAUCAAAACAGCCUGUUGGGAACUCUGGAUUCGUUUUCUGGUGGUGGUAUUGGUCGGCUUGGAAUAGGGUCUCUUGGUAUUGUGCCAUUUAUCAAUGCACAGAUAGUUUUUCAGCUUCUGACUCAAAUAUACCCAAAGCUGCAAGAACUGCAAAAAAGAGAAGGCGAGGCUGGAAGAAAGAAAGUCCUGCAGUAUACUCGUUAUGCUUCGGUUGGAUUUGCUGUAGUGCAGGCAAUUGGUCAAGUAUUCUACCUUCGUCCUUAUGUCAACGAUUUCAGUACUCAGUGGGUUCUCUCUUCUGUUAUUAUGCUGACUCUUGGCUCGGUUUUCACUACUUACAUUGGGGAAAAAAUUACUGACUUGAAACUUGGAAAUGGAACAUCCCUUUUGAUCUUCACGAAUAUCAUCUCAUACUUGCCUGCAUCCUUUGGAAGGACAGUUGCACAGGCAUUUCAAGACGGUAACUAUAUUGGGCUUGCCGGCAUAAUUGUUUCCUUUUUUCUGCUGGUCCUUAGCAUCGUCUAUGUUCAGGAAGCAGAGAGGAAAAUCCCACUUAAUUAUGCAUCAAGAUACACUAGUGGAGCUGGUGGGCUUUCGAAAUCUGCAUACUUGCCCUUUAAGGUAAAUAGUUCUGGAGUGAUGCCAAUCAUCUUCUCCACUUCAUCUUUGGCUCUUCCAGGAACUCUUGCACGAUUUACCGGUAUUAGUUUUCUGAAGAAAGCUGCUGUUGGUCUAAAUCCUGGC
Molecule: messenger RNA, 1251 nt
Organism: Striga asiatica
Lineage: Eukaryota; Viridiplantae; Streptophyta; Magnoliopsida; Lamiales; Orobanchaceae
Source: the annotation of a GenBank genome assembly